Salvelinus namaycush (lake trout) is the source of this 2678-nucleotide messenger RNA. RefSeq names its product E3 ubiquitin-protein ligase arih1. The record is from RefSeq and is a predicted model, not a curated record. Lineage: Eukaryota; Metazoa; Chordata; Actinopteri; Salmoniformes; Salmonidae. Bases 190 to 1644 code for a protein of 484 amino acids. Gene Ontology annotation, biological process: positive regulation of proteasomal ubiquitin-dependent protein catabolic process; ubiquitin-dependent protein catabolic process; protein polyubiquitination. The transcript is spliced from 13 exons. Gene Ontology annotation, molecular function: ubiquitin protein ligase activity; ubiquitin conjugating enzyme binding; zinc ion binding. Gene Ontology annotation, cellular component: cytoplasm; ubiquitin ligase complex; nucleus.
AUGACGCCGCAUCUCUUUGUUGGUCCAGCGGCAGCUGCGCUCAUGUUGUUGUAGCUAGCUACUCUCUCUCUCCGGAAAUAUUUUUUUCUCUUUCGAAAUAUUUCGUCUCUUGUUUCGUUGCGGCCUGUACACAUCCUCGUAUCUAGCGUUUGGUGUCAUACCUUGUCACAAUAUCAAGUUAACCGAGUAAUGGACUCAGACGAAGGGUACAAUUAUGAAUUCGACGAGGAGGAAGAGGAAUGCAGCGAAGACAGCGCUGAGGAGGAUCCCGAAGACGACACCCUGGAAGUGGAGUUGGAUGAUCCUGUUGUGGCCGGUGGAGAGCGAGAUGAAUGUGGGGAGACCGGGGGCAGUGGCCUAGGGCCCGGUCAAGACGAGGAGGACUAUCGGUUCGAGGUUCUGACUGCUGAACAGAUCCUUCAGCAUAUGAUCGAGUGUAUCAGGGAGGUCAAUGAUGUCAUCCAGAACCCUGCAACGAUAACAAGAAUACUUCUUAGUCACUUCAAUUGGGACAAAGAGAAACUGAUGGAAAGAUAUUUUGAUGGGAACCUUGACAAAUUGUUCUCGGAAUGCCAUGUCAUCAACCCCAGUAAGAAGUCGAGGACACGGCUGAUGAACACGAGGUCCUCUGCUCAGGAUCUUCCCUGUCAGAUCUGCUACCUGAACUACCCAAACACGUACUUCACUGGCCUGGAGUGUGGACACAAGUUCUGCAUGCAGUGUUGGGGGGACUACUUGACUACCAAAAUCAUCGAGGAGGGGAUGGGACAGACAAUUUCCUGCCCUGCUCACAGCUGUGAUAUAUUGGUGGACGACAACACAGUCAUGAGACUGAUCACAGAGUCCAAGGUGAAGUUGAAGUACCAACACUUGAUUACCAAUAGUUUUGUAGAGUGCAAUCGACUGUUAAAAUGGUGCCCGGCGCCAGACUGCCAUCAUGUAGUCAAAGUCCAGUACCCAGAUGCUAAGCCUGUGAGAUGCACAUGUGGCCGGCAGUUCUGCUUCAAUUGUGGUGAGAACUGGCAUGAUCCCGUCAAGUGUAAGUGGUUGAGGAAAUGGAUCAAGAAGUGUGACGAUGACAGCGAGACGUCCAACUGGAUCGCAGCCAAUACAAGGGAGUGCCCCAAAUGCCACGUGACCAUUGAGAAGGACGGCGGCUGCAACCACAUGGUGUGUCGGAACCAGAGCUGCAAGGCAGAGUUCUGCUGGGUCUGCCUGGGGCCCUGGGAACCACACGGCUCUGCCUGGUACAACUGCAACCGCUACAAUGAGGAUGAUGCCAAGGCAGCGAGGGACGCCCAAGAGAGCCAGGCGUUCUCCCUCCUCCUCCUCCUCCUCCAGCGGUCCAGGGCAGCCCUGCAGAGGUACCUGUUCUACUGCAACCGUUACAUGAACCACAUGCAGUCGCUGCGCUUCGAGCACAAGCUGUACGCCGGGGUCAAGGCCAAGAUGGAGGAGAUGCAGCAUCACAACAUGUCCUGGAUCGAGGUGCAGUUCCUGAAGAAGGCCGUGGACGUGCUGUGUCAGUGUCGCUCCACACUCAUGUUCACCUACGUCUUCGCCUUCUACCUCAAGAAGAACAACCAGUCCAUCAUCUUUGAGAACAACCAGUCCAUCAUCUUUGAGGUAACUUUACAGCUAUAGUCCUAACCCAAACCCUUCUACCUGAAGAACAACCAGUCCAUCAUCUUUGAGGUAACUUUACAGCUAUAGUCCUAACCCAAACCCUUCUACCUGAAGAACAACCAGUCUAUCAUCUUUGAGGUAACUUUACAGCUAUAGUCCUAACCCAAACCCUUCUACCUGAAGAACAACCAGUCCAUCAUCUUUGAGGUAACUUUACAGCUAUAGUCCUAACCCAAACCCUUCUACCUGAAGAACAACCAGUCUAUCAUCUUUGAGGUAACUUUACAGCUAUAGUCCUAACCCAAACCCUUCUACCUGAAGAACAACCAGUCUAUCAUCUUUGAGGUAACUUUACAGCUAUAGUCCUAACCCAAACCCUUCUACCUGAAGAACAACCAGUCCGUCAUCUUUGAGGUAACUUUACAGCUAUAGUCCUAACCCAAACCCUUCUACCUGAAGAACAACCAGUCCGUCAUCUUUGAGGUGAGGGAGGGUAGAGAAGGGAGGGGGGAAAGAGAGAGAAGGAAGAGAGUGAGAGUAUUCUAUUUAGCUUGUUUCAGUUGCUCCAGUAACUGUUGUUACAGUUGUAUACAGUACAGCCAUGAUGUAUUUCUACACCUACAAGUCAAGGUCUCCUCUCUAAAGGUACCCUGUAUUUCCACAGUUGUUGUCAUGAGGGGAAGUUCCUGUUUGUGUAGUUCUAUCAGGACAAGUAGUGGCACUAUACUAUAUACACUGAGUGUACGAAACCCAGCAGCGUUGGGCACUCAAACCGGUGCGCAUGGCACCUACUACUAUACACUGUUUAAAGGCACUUAAAUAUUGAGUCUUUCUCAUUCACACUCAAUUGGACACACACAAUCCAUGUCUCAAGUCUUAAAAAUCCUUCUUUAACCUGUCCUCCUCUUCAUCUACUGAUUUGAAGUGGAUUUAACAAGUGACAUCAAUAAGGGAUCAUAUCUUUCACCUGGUCAGUCUGUCAUAGAAAGAGCAGGUGUUCUUAAUGUUUUGUACAUUCAGUGUAUAUGCUGUGACUGAACCCAAGCGGUCCU